AUGAUAAAUAAAUGGUUUCCCCGCAUCAAGGCAAAGCCCUUAAGUGAAGUGGUAAAAUCGCGAGAUGCCUUUAUCUACUUGGAUAGGGCUAUGUGGACCUUUGGCUGGACACAACCCGAAGAUAAAAGGUGGACAUUGGUUUACUCUAUUUGGAAACUUAUUGCGAACCUGUUGAUACAAAUCCUUCUGCCGAUAUCGAUGGUCGUGGAAUAUGUUCGCGGAUUUAAGAGCUUCUCGGCGAAUGAGUUCCUCAGUUCCCUUGAGAUUGGCGUUAAUAUCUAUGGGUCCUCCUUUAAGUGCACCUAUACCUUCCUCGGUUACAAGAAGCUCCAGAGGGCCAAAAGGAUUCUGGAUCAACUGGACGAGAGCUGUGUUUGCGAUGAGGAGAAGCUCACUGUUCGUCGUUAUGUGGCCUUGGGCAAUUUGUUCUACGUUAUGUACCACGUAAUGUACUCGGGCUUUGUGGUCAUUAACUUUGUGGGCUACUUGCUGAAGGGUCGUCAUGCGUGGCGCAUGUAUAUCCCGCUGCUAAAGCCCGAGGAUCACUUCCUAUCUACCAGCAUUGCGGAAUUCCUACUGAUGAUCACUGUGGUGACCAUGGAUCAGUGCACUGACGUCUGUGCCUUGGUCUACAUGCUGCUCGCUCGAUGCCACAUCGUUUUGCUUAAGGAUCGGUUGAGAAACCUCCGAUCUGAUCCAGAAAAAACCGAGGAUGAGUACUUGCAGCAGCUGACCCAAUGCGUUCAAGAUCAUCGUUUCAUAUUGGACUAUAUCAACGCCGUGCGACCCGUAUUCUCGGGCACUAUUUUCGUUCAGUUCUUAUUGAUUGGAGUGGUUUUGGGUCUCGCAAUGAUCAAUAUAAUGUUCUUCUCAACAUUUUGGACCGGACUGGGAACAUUUCUCUUCAUGAUGGACGUUUGCAGCGAGACUUUUCCCCUCUGCUAUCUGUGCGAUUUGAUGAUAUUGGAUUGCCAGGACCUCUCCAACUGCAUAUUCCAUUCGAAUUGGCUGACCGCCAGCCGUUGCUAUAAGUCCACUUUGGUAUACUUUCUUCAAAAUCUUCAACAGCCCAUUACUCUCACUGCUGGUGGAGUGUUUCCCAUUUGCAUGCGAACCAAUUUGUCGAUGGUGAAGUUGGCAUUCUCGGUGGUUACUGUUAUACAACAAUUCAAUCUGGCUGAGAAGUUCCAAUAA
Molecule: messenger RNA, 1194 nt
Organism: Drosophila elegans
Lineage: Eukaryota; Metazoa; Arthropoda; Insecta; Diptera; Drosophilidae
Product: odorant receptor 22a-like
Exons: 4
Coding region: 1-1194 (397 amino acids)
Biological process (GO): sensory perception of smell; detection of chemical stimulus involved in sensory perception of smell
Cellular component (GO): plasma membrane
Molecular function (GO): odorant binding; olfactory receptor activity
Source: RefSeq, a predicted model, not a curated record